This is a messenger RNA of Habropoda laboriosa, 1071 nucleotides long. RefSeq lists its product as uncharacterized. The record is from RefSeq and is a predicted model, not a curated record. The transcript is spliced from 6 exons. NCBI's taxonomy places the organism in Eukaryota, Metazoa, Arthropoda, Insecta, Hymenoptera, Apidae. The coding region runs from base 72 to 1004 and encodes 310 amino acids.
GUAAUUUUUUGUUUACCUCCGCUACCUUUCUUGUUCUUGCGUUUUGAGUUCAUCGCCACGACCAAAGAAAUAUGGCAGAUGAUAAAAAUGAAGAUUCACAAAUGGAUAAAUCUACAGAAAGCAAGGGCCAGCAGCAAAUGAUAACUGCAGAAGAACGUUCAGAAUAUUUUAAAAAAUUAGAGAAAUGGUUACAUGAAGCUUAUGCUUGGCAGAGUAUGGCUGCAAUGUUUCCAUAUUAUUUAAUGUCUAGUCAGAUGAUAAAUUCAGCAUCUGGUGUACCGUCGUUCUCAUCACAAGUACCAAACGUAACAAAUACACAUAGGUUAAUUGUUGGCACAAGUGAUCAGGAAAACGAUCCGCUCAGACAGAGGAGGCCCCAAGACCAUGUAGGACCUCCGUUUCAACCUCCUGGAGCUGAAGGUUUUGUGUACCGUAUACCUCCAAUAUGGAAAAGAUUAGCAGCAGAUUUUAUAGAUGCAACAAUGUUGUUUCUCUUGAAAUUCUCUAUUACUUUCAUUGCUAUUCAUGUUUUUGAUUUUAUAGAUAUAGAUGAUCUAGACUUGGUACGGGCAAAUUUGAGAAUUGACUAUAAAAUGGCUUUAGAAAUGACAUAUGGUAUACUAAUGUUAGAAAUAAUCCAUCGUGUAAUAGUGUGCAUUAAUGAGGCUUUCUGGCUUCAACGGGGUCUGAAUGGCCUUAUUGGUGGUGCAACACCAGGAAAAUCAAUUAUGGGAUUAAUAGUUGUUCAAUGUCGUAGUGUUACACCUGUUGAUAGACCUGAUGAUCCUGAUGUUGUACUUGUUUCACCAGGAACAGACUUAGGUUUACCACUUGCCCUUGGGAGAUCGGUAGUGAAGAAUAUGAUUCUAGCAUUUCUAUUCCCUGUAUGCUUUGCCCUAUUCUUCUUCAGGUUUAACAGAACUGUCUAUGACCUACUCUGUAAUUCUAUCGUGGUUGAAGAUCCCUAUAGGAACUUGAAUAAUAAUAGACUUCAUCAACAAUAAAUGUAUGCUUUAAAAAAUCAAAGAAGAAUCAAAUAUAUAUCUAAACUGUAUAUAUUGUAUGUUAGCA